UCGAAGCAUGCCUCUCUUACCGUGACUCGGGUUUCUGUCGAAGGGGAAGAUGAAGCCAGCCCUGACCUCGGCUUUGAAACCAGGCAUGGGCUCCAUCUCAAAUCACAGCUAUUUCGGAAAUGACACAGCCUCCUCUGAAGAGCAGUCUUUUUCUUUGUUCGACAUCCAUAUUUUGGUGCCUGUGACUAUAAUUUCCAUCAUCCUGUUUUUCUUGGGAGUUUCGGGGAAUUUGAUAACGAUAGUCAUUUUCAGACGCUCGCAGGAGAUGAGGACGACAGUGAACAUGUACCUGUCCAGCAUGGCGCUGUCAGACCUGCUGAUUUUCCUUGGCCUGCCUUCGGACCUCUACCGCCUUUGGAAGUACAAGCCCUACAUAUUUGGGGAUUUUCUCUGCAAGUUCUUCAUUUACCUGAGCGAAACGUGCACGUACUGCAGCAUCCUGCACAUCACCACGGUAAGCGUGGAGAGGUACUUUGCCAUCUGCUUUCCCCUGAAAGCCAGAGCGACCAUCACCAAGUGCCGGGUGAAACGGGUCAUCCUGGCGCUGUGGGGCUGCUCCCUCCUGACCGCUGGCCCCAUCCUCUUCCUCUUCGGGGUGGAACACCCUGACGGCAGCCUGCCCCAGGAGAGCCGGGAGUGCAGGUCCAUCGAGCGUGUGGCCCGCACGGGGCUGCUCGAGACGAUGACCUGGGUUUCCACCAUUUAUUUCUUCCUGCCAAUGCUGUGCUUGACUCUGCUGUACGGACUCAUCUGCAGAAGGCUCCGGCGGAGCGGGCAGCGGCUGCCGGGCUGCCGGGCUGCGGGCAGGAAAAGGGCCCACAUGCAGACUGUCAAAAUGCUGGCUGUCGUAGUCUUGGCCUUUGUGCUGUGUUGGCUCCCAUUCCACAUUGGCCGAAUCCUCUUCGCCCAGAGUGAAAUCAUCCUGUAUGACCUCACACAGUACUUCAACCUCAUCGCCAUGCUUCUCUUCUAUCUCGGGGCUUCUAUAAACCCCAUACUUUACAACAUCAUGUCACACAAGUACAGGAAAGCAACGAGCAAAAUCCUUCACCAUAAGCAAACUCAGCGCUGCAGGAGCCUGACCAGGAGCGAAAAGGUUUCUUUGGAAGGUACAGAACUAGGUUCUUUCACGUCAGCUGUUCAGCAUUGACUAAAUUCUCACAACCCAAGCAUUUUGCCAGCUGUGUUGUGGGUUAAAACCCAGGUAGACUGUGCACAUGCAGACUGGAACAAGUUUUAAGGCUGUGCUUUCGGCUUACCUCUCACUAUGCAUUUCCUGAAGUAGGUUUGGAACAUUUUAGGAAGGUUGGAGUCAGUUUGUGUUAUUCCUGCACACAGGGGCAGGCUCGGGGGGGAGGCCGGGCUAUUCUCUUCUCUUCGGUGAACUUACCAGCCACAGUGUCCAGCUUAACUGUCCACAAUGCUCCUGUGAAGGGAUUUGUCUCUCUUUUUGAGGACCAGACAUUUUGUUAAUCACAGACCUGUGAAAAAUAAUUCAAGUUACUUUCUUCUCACAGAAGCCAAGAGAAUGUGGAUGUUAAAACCAGGCAGCUGUUUGCUCCUAGCAAGUAAGCGUAAAAAAAUACCAUGUGUAAGGUACUUGAAAAUGGUAAGAAAUAACUAAUUUUGUGGGACUAUGAACACAAUGCCUUCUUCCUCAAGGCUGAUGUAUCGCUCGCCCCUCAGGUCCCUUGAGUUGCUUCCCUCAUUUCCUGUCUUUUAUCUUGUUCUUUAUUCAAACUAUACCUGGCUUUCUGCAAAGUCAGACCCCAUCUCUGCGGGAGGAACCAGUCCUUGCCUUUAGAGCUCACCUGAACAGGCCAGGGAUGAAUUACACAGGUGGAGGAUUGCUGGGAGGGAAGCAAGAGCAAAGGCAUUUGCCCCUCUCCCUUGCUGGUAAACCAGGCAAACAGAGCCCAGAUCACCAGUUCACACAACACCCGCCUGACCUCACGUGAAAGGGUUCGAGGAAUUGCGCUGCUGAGUGCCCAGGCGACACAGCUCUUGGCAAAGAGGGGAGUGUUGGGCUAAGGCUCCCACAAAUUACUUUUCUUCCAGAAAGAUGUAAGUCAGCUCUUAACGACACAGAGUAACAACGCUGAACGUGGUUGU
Molecule: messenger RNA, 2112 nt
Organism: Tyto alba (common barn owl)
Lineage: Eukaryota; Metazoa; Chordata; Aves; Strigiformes; Tytonidae
Product: growth hormone secretagogue receptor type 1
Exons: 2
Coding region: 50-1150 (366 amino acids)
Biological process (GO): G protein-coupled receptor signaling pathway
Cellular component (GO): plasma membrane
Molecular function (GO): G protein-coupled receptor activity
Source: RefSeq, a predicted model, not a curated record